ACGGAUCGGCGCGAAAGGCGUCCCGGCCGCAGGGCUGUCAGGCCUUAAAGGGAAAUGCACUAACGCGGGGCGCCCUGGCCGACAUGGCGGCGGCUUGCAACCAUCAGUUUACGGAUGAUCUGCAGAAAACUCAGAACUCUGCAUCAGCUGCAGAUGAACUCUCUGCAACUUCGUAUAAGGAGUAUCCAAAGUACAAGCCCUUCAUCAAUGCGGACUUGCUGCGCUCCCCACAGAAGCCAGUCAUUCCAUAUCCUGAAAGCAACAGCAGAGCAAUAUUUUCUGCUCUGAAGAAUCUCCAGGAAAAAAUCCAUCGACUGGAGCUGGAGCGGCUUCAGGCGGAGGAGAACGUGAAGCACCUCAGCAGGGAAACAGCAGACUACAAGAAAGUGCUGAGUGAGCAAAUGCAACACAAGGAGCUCAUCAGGACUGAAGUGUCAAAGAAGAAUCAAGAACUGGCUUCUCAGCUGGCAGCUGCUGAGUCCCGGUGCAGCCUUUUGGAGAAGCAGCUGGACUACAUGAGGAAAAUGAUCCAGCAUGCAGAAAAUGAGAAGUCCCAUCUCCUGGAGAAGCAGGGUUCGCUGGAGCGAGAUCGACUUCUUGACCACUCCCAUGUCCAGUCGAGACUGGAAAAGCUGGACAUGCUGGAGAAGGAGUACAGCAGGCUUACCACCAUGCAGUCCAUAGCAGAGAAAAAAAUGAAGGAGCUGGAACAGAAGCUUCAGGAGGAAGAACAGGCGAGGAAACUUGUUCAGGAAAAAGCAGCUGAGCUUCAGACAGGCCUGGAAACCAACAGACUGCUGAUUCAAGCAGCAUCACCAUUGCUUACUCCAAAAGCAAGGAAACCCAGGAAGAAAACUAAGCAGCCAGAGAAGAAAUGCUCUGUGAGAAGCCAUUUCACUACGCAGCCCCAUUACAGACUGUGCCUGGGUGAUGUACCCUUUGUAGCUGGGAAGUCCACCAGUCCCAGCCAUUCAGUUGGUGCCAACGUGCAGCACGUCCUCCACCUGAUGAAACAACACACAAAAGCUCUGUGCAACAGUCGUGUGGUAAAUGAUAAUCUACUAGCAAAGCCCAGCAGUGCUGGCCAUCCCACCAGCAAAAGCAGAAAGUCAUCCCUGCCCAAAGAAUCUUCUUCAUCCCAGGAAGAGCUCUCUGAAGUGCUGCUGACCUUACAAGAUGAAUUUGGGCAGAUGAGUGUUGAUCACCAGCAGCUGUCAAAGCUUGUCCAGCAAGCCCCAACCAUUGCAGUGAGGGAAGAUCUGGAGAGGGAGCUUGAGGCACUGGUGAGAAAGAUGGAAGCAAAGGCAGACCAGAUCAGCAAAGUCCAGAGGCAUCGGCUGCAGCUGGAGAGACUGAAGAGGGAAUGCAAGUCCAAAAAGCCUCCUGCCAAACAACUGAAAGACAACAGGUUCCCUGUUAGUGAGGUGAAAGUAACAACUACAGUCACCACCAAAGGGAAGAAUGCUGGUCCCAUCAAAGUGAAACCUGGAGAGAAGAGUCGGAAGAACCUUCAGCUGCUGCGAGACAUGCAGACCAUCCAGACCUCGCUCCAGAGGGAUGACGUCAGCUGGGACUACUGACGGGCUGCAGCGCUGCUUGAAGCAGCCCGCUCCUCCCCCCCCUGUGCUGGGUGUAAAGCAGCAGCCAUUCUUGAUCUGUGAAAGAGACUACUGUAUGCUAAGUGCACUUUUGAAAUAGGGGCCCUUAACCCUCCCUCCCUGAGUCUGGUU
Dryobates pubescens (Downy woodpecker) is the source of this 1730-nucleotide messenger RNA. RefSeq names its product centrosomal protein 57 (gene CEP57). Gene Ontology annotation, cellular component: centrosome. The transcript is spliced from 11 exons. The record is from RefSeq and is a predicted model, not a curated record. Gene Ontology annotation, molecular function: identical protein binding; microtubule binding; gamma-tubulin binding. Bases 84 to 1580 code for a protein of 498 amino acids. NCBI's taxonomy places the organism in Eukaryota, Metazoa, Chordata, Aves, Piciformes, Picidae.